GAACGUGAGUAGAGAAAUGACUCAACUCAAAUGAAUUUGAAUUAAACCGAUGGUUUCAAUUUAUUUAAAUCAAAGAAACAAAAUGAAUAGUGAAUUUUUAAAAAGAAAAAUAUGUAAGGUGUCGCGUGAUGAUGUAAUUACGUUGUGACGUAAAAGCUGAUUUGGCUUUUUGGAAGCGGUUCUUUCUUUGAAAAGAACUGUUCAAAAGAAAAGAGAAACUAUAAUGGCAGCUGUAAUGCAACAUUAUGGAUGCCGACUGCCGUAAAACAACAACAAAGAAGAAGAGAGAAACUAGUCUGUCUUCGUGUCGCUAAACGACAGUAGAUAGACAUAAGAGUUUGUUUAAAGAGGUCAGGACUCAGGAGGAGUUCAUUGGCGCGAGGUGAUUAUAAAGCUCUGCGCUCGAGCUGUCGGCAAUCCCCAGCGAUCCUGUCGCCUAGCAACAUGGCAAACUUUCCCCGCUGCAAACAGUCUCACCCUGGCCAUCGCUUCCUAUUCAUCAUUAUUUUCCGUGAUUUAUUCAGCCAAGUGUUCCUUCAAACCAUGAACUCUUAGAUUAGAAACAAGGCCUACAUACAGUUGCAAUGUCGAAGACACCCAAGAAAAAGGCGUCCUCAUCCAGCCUCGUCGCUUCCUCGCCUGGACAACAAUCUCCCAAAAAAGAAGCAUCUUCAGUGAUCAGUGCAUCAGAAAGCCCUGAAGAACUAAAGAAGAUUCUCAUCUCUCUCUGGCCGGAGUGGAGCGACACUGAGGUCAAUGCAGAGAAAUGGGAUGCAACUAAAGCCUCUAAGGAGAACAAGCUCUUUGACGAUCCAGAAGGGAAGGUUGAACUUCCUGCCUCCUUGAGAGUACACACUUGGAAACGUCCUUCAGAGUACAUACUUAAUAAGACUCCUGUUGUGGUGGAAAAUAAAUCUACCUUUGACCUCACCUCAGCAAAUGAGCAUUUACUCUCAAGUGAGCUUAUUCGAUGGAUCAUUAGUGAGUUCUACAUUCUAUGGAAAGUCUGCAACACAGGAGAGGACAAGGCCGUCUCGAUGGAAACAGUUCCCAACCUUUGGAGACCCUGGGAACACAUCUACUCCCUUUGUAAAGCAGAGACGGAUCACAUGCCCCUCUAUAAUACCUAUGGGAAGUAUGUCAUUAAACUCUACUGGAUGGGAAGUUGGAGGAAGAUUACUGUUGAUGACAUGUUACCAUUUGACAAAGAUGAUAACCUGUUGCUUCCUGCUACUACAAACCAAUCAGAGCUUUGGCCCAUGCUGUUGGCUAAGGGUAUACUAAAGGUGGCCAGUACUGAUAUUCCAGUCUCAGGCUCUGGGAGAGAGUUUGGAGAUUUUACAGUCAUGCAUUGUCUCACUGGAUGGAUACCGGAGAUCAUUCCUUUAAAAUCCUGGUAUACAGGGAAAAUUUGGGAAUUUCUGAGGGACAAUAUUCCUCAAUUCCAGUUGGAGGAAGAGAGCUCAGAGGAGAAGACCACGACAACAGAUUCUAAUGUGAACGAGAUCAAGAGUGAAUCUCCCACAGUACUUCAGAGCAGAGCCACUGGUCUUCCUCAGAUGGUAAUGUGUGCCAGUUACCAGCCCUUGCACCUGCUGGAGAAAAGGACCUCAGUGCUUACAAGGAUGGCUGAUUCGUCUGAGAGUCUGAGGCAGUAUGGGCUCUCUCAGCUCUUCAGUCACCCUGUGCUGCUCACCUGCACUCGAGACUGCCCCCUGGUGGCCCCUCCUAAGGCACCCCCAAUUCCUCAAUGGAAACUCAUCCGCCCCCGCAAGCAGACUAACAUCACAGAUGAACCCAAGGAACCCCCUGUACAGAAGCCAGAGCAGUUCAUUGAGGUUUCUAGCCCCUUCAUCAACUUCAAACUUAUGACUAUGGCUGCACAUGACAUGGAGCAGGGAGGUGUAAAGAGGCGUGGGUAUAACUCUAAUCUCUCCUUUUCUGAAAUGGAUGAUAGUGAAGAUGGCCACACUCGGAAUGACAUCACCCAGAACAGCCUUAAUACACUGGACAUCACUGAAACCAUUCAGGUAACAGCAGAGGACAAGAAAAAGGACGACAGCAUCGCCAACGAUACGGAAGUAGUAGAGUCAACUUCAGGCCCCGACAAAGAGACAGAUGGAAAAGAUAAGGAGAGGGUGCAGACAGCCAAGGAAUCCAGUGCUGCGUUGCUUCAGUCCCACGAUGCAUUAGCGUCAGACAAACCCCUUCUGCUGGAGACCUGGGUGGACCUGCACAACUUCACCAAAUGCUUCCAGACGUUGCUGAUUUUCCACAAGCCAAACAAAUAUGUUCAUCAAUGCAGGACAUCACACUUUAAGAACUCUGUCUCCUCUCGACUGUCUGCUGCUGCAUUGUCCAACGCUGUGGCCUCCACCCACUCCGUGGCCGCUCCUGCUAGACAACCUGAUUCCACUGGAAUUGCUUACACAAAGUCUGCAGAUGGAAGAGGUACUCACUUCCUGUUUGUUGAUAACCUGUUACCCACAGAAAUUGUCAUUGGGUUCUCAGCUUUAGUACACUGGGGAGAGAGUCUGGAAGAGAAAAAGGAGUCAUCAACCAGGCCUGGUUCUUUAACAGCUAAGCCUUUCUCGUGGAAGAGCAUUGUCUCUCAACUCCCCGUGGUGCAGAUCCAAACCACUGCUAGUAAAGCUGUCUUACUCUCGCUUCCUCCUGGGCGUCAUGUUCUUCAUUUGCACACAAGCGCUUCAUUUGCCAUCCACCUACAUCUCUGCAGCAUGUCUCCUUUUGUGUUUGGUGAUGAGGAGACUGUUAUGCCACACCUUGACAAGGAGAGUUUGAGGUUCUGUGAGCAGGCUGUAAUGAUCGUGAGAGCUCUGGGUCGAGUGAUCAGCUGCUUUUCAGAUCCAGAAGAACUACCAUCAACCACUAAAGAACUUGAGAAGACCCAUGGUGUAGGCAUACAGCAACAAAGGGUGUUCAAUGAGGCUGUGUAUCAUAUGUUCUGCUCUGCUCUGGGGCGGAAACUGACCUCUGAGGAGCUGUUUGCUGUACAGACUCUGACCGGAGACCCAUCGCCACAUGGCAGCAAUGAUAAAGCCAUGGAUGCACGAUCAGAUGACACUCCAGAGCGCUGGAACGGCAGGCAGGCCACAGACAAGGAAAUGCAGGCAGCCACAGUCCUGCAGGCAGGUUGGAAGCGAUACCUUGUCAGAGAGAUCCUCACUGCAGCAAGACCAGGAACCAAGGAAAAUUUGAGCGUCGCUAAGACUCUGCAAGAGAUGUGGGCUCCUGUGGAAUCAGAUGUGGAGAAACAUGCCGUAUCUUUACUGAGACACAUGGUUGCUAAUGGUGAAGGAAUAGCAGAGCUGUACCCCUGUAGAGAGGACGAGUACAACAGAAUAACGUUCACUGACUAUUCAGUGCCCAUACCAGAGGCAGCGAACUCCUGGAUUCUGAUCUUCAGGGAGGCAUUUCAUGUUCCUAAGAACAUGCUGCUUGUUCCUAAGAUCUUCUCCCCUCUUCCUGUAUGUAUUGUGCAUGCCAUUAAUAAUGACACCUUAGAAGAGAUACCCAGAGUCUUUAACAGGGUGGAGCCAUACAUAUACACACCAAACAAGGGUGGUUAUACGUUUGUAGCUGAGGCACAUACUGGAGACACGCCUGUGAUUGGAGGACAGUGGCGAAUGCGUCUGAUUGGCUCCCGAGAACCCCUACCACAACUAGUCAGAGAAACCCCAAGCAAUAUCUUUUCAGUAAAAGAGUUGAAAGGUUACUACAUUCCUAAUCAAAAGAACAUCAUCUGCAGACAUGUGAUAAAAGUCUCCAGUGAUCACAGUGCUACUGUGCUGUUUCAGACCUCAAAAUCAGACGUCAACAUUAAACUCAAUAUCCUAGACCAUGAGAAAGAGGUCGCCAGCAGUCAGGGCAAAGGGCAUGUCACCCUCCCAGUCUACUGCUUCUUAGCCAGCAACGGCGGUUCUGUGGCCCAGGCGGGGGCGAGGCAUGAUCAGGGCAGCCUUAUAGCAGAAGGGAGAGUGACAGGAGGGGGCGGAGGAAAGGAAGGGAGUGACCAGCACCCUACAGACACACUGUUUCAUAAGUAUUAUAUACAGGCGGAAGUGUUACAGGAGAGCUGGCCUAUAGAUGAAUCUCUCUCCUCCUUCAUCCAGAAACUCCGAGACAUAGAGUGCAGUGAAAUGAGAGUGUUUGGGGAUAUUUUGGAUGGCACAUCCACGCCCGUGGGUACGGACCAACAAAACAAAGAAGGCCAGAAAUCUGCUCCCAAAUCGACCCAUAAGGCCAAGGAACGUGAAAAGGACAAAGACAAACUAACAUCUAAGUCAAGCUCCAUUAUGGACCAUAGUUUGGAUCCGAGUAAGCCCCACUGGAUCCUGCGUGUAGUGAGUGACCACAGUGAGGCAGAAAGUAUAGAAGUAAAGAAAGACACUGAGAGAUUGGAGGAGAUCAGAGCCAUGAAACUGGCCUGGGAAGCAGCGGAGCCCGGCAGAGCAGCAAAGGCUCAUCAGACCCGACUGCGCUAUCUCAAAGAGCUGCAAGAACAUGCAGAGAGUAAAGAACCUGUCACAGCUGAGACAGAGACACAACCUAAGUCCCAACAGAGUGGAGAGUUCCCACAGAACGCUGACAAAAAUUAUAUCGAUUAUACACCAUUUAUCAGGAAGUCUUUGCCGCUGCCUCGUCUAAAGGAUAAAGAGGUGGAGGAGGAGCAGAGGAGGGAACGCUCUGAGAAGUUCCAAAGUUUCCGUCUGAUCUGGGACAAUAUUCUGGAACAGCGUAAACAGGAAAAAAUUGCACGUAAGGAAAUGAUGAAAAGACAGCUGGAGACUUACAUUGGCUUUCAGGACACAAUGGAUGCAUAUCGGCAAAAGAUGCUGCAGGCUCGUGAGCCAUUCCGUUCUCGUAUCCUCGAGGGACAGUCACAUAAGAAAAUGGAGGAGCCGCCUAUUGAAACAGUCGAACAGGUUGAGCUAGAGAAAAACCCUAUUGUGGUCCAGUCAAGUGGACGUAAAAGUGGGGGCAAAAGGAAGUGAUAUGAUUGACCACAACUUCAUAGCAAUAAAAUAGUCAGUCAAUCAGUCAAGUCAGUUUAAUAUUACACUUCUUUUUAUGAAAAAUAUUACAUUGUCUGUCCUUUUUGAAAAUAUAUCAAUAUAAAGAUUCCUUUGUAGCAAGUGAAUCCAGUUUGUAAGAUUAGCAUGCAGAGUCACCUCUCACUGUCAGGUUAUCUUACUCUUUGAUUCUUUAUUUAAAUGGUUACUGUCAGGAUUGAUUUGAGUAGCUCUGAAGGAUAGCCUGUCUCAUAGUGGCUGGUUUUGCUUCCCAGAAGACAAGCCAAAUGUAGUUCUGGAAAUUAUAGUUCCAACAUUCUUGCUUAUUGCGACAUGACAAUGACAAUGUAAUGUGAUUAAACAAAAUAAAUACUGUAAACUCUU
This is a messenger RNA of Rhinichthys klamathensis goyatoka, 5417 nucleotides long. RefSeq names its product androglobin (gene adgb). Lineage: Eukaryota; Metazoa; Chordata; Actinopteri; Cypriniformes; Leuciscidae. Gene Ontology annotation, molecular function: calcium-dependent cysteine-type endopeptidase activity. Gene Ontology annotation, biological process: proteolysis. Bases 585 to 5015 code for a protein of 1476 amino acids. The record is from RefSeq and is a predicted model, not a curated record. The transcript is spliced from 35 exons.